Messenger RNA from Lacerta agilis (Sand lizard), 2879 nucleotides. RefSeq names its product interleukin 17 receptor A (gene IL17RA). NCBI's taxonomy places the organism in Eukaryota, Metazoa, Chordata, Lepidosauria, Squamata, Lacertidae. The record is from RefSeq and is a predicted model, not a curated record. Gene Ontology annotation, molecular function: interleukin-17 receptor activity. The transcript has 12 exons. Bases 95 to 2605 code for a protein of 836 amino acids.
CUUGUUCUCCCUUUUCAGGUUUUGGUCCCGGAAACUGGAGGCGGACGAAGCGAGUGUAGCCGGUGGCCUCGCAUCGGCAGCGGCUAUAGCGAAGAUGGGAGCCGUCGCCGCCGCUUCGCUUCCCCUUACACUUCUUCUGGGACUUUUGCCCGCUGCUUCAGGGCUGAGGCUCCUCGAAGACCCGCCAGUUUUCAAUUGUUCCCAGCCGGGUUUAAAUUGCCUUGUGCGAAACAGUACCUGCAUGGAUCAGAGCUGGCUCAGGGCUUCACAGUGGACUCCGUCAGCCCCAAGUUCCCUUGAUGUUCAUAUUGAUACUUUCUUGGAUAAUGAGGAAAAACUGCUCCCUGUGCUGAACAUAGAAUGGAAGGUGGCUACUGAUGGAAGUGUUCAGAACCUCAGAGGGGCAGAAUUGGCUGUGCUUCAGGUGAGCACUAACCAGCAGGUCUGUGCUCAGUUCGAUCUUCAGAACAACUUGUUGUUCCAAGUCCGUCCAAAUGGCGGAGGUCGGUGGAGUUUCUCUUUCAAUCGUUUUGAGGUAGAACCAGGUCAAACAUACCAAGUAACUGUUCAUCACUUGCCCAAAUUAAGUACUCCAGGAGACUAUAAUCGGAAAUCUGUGCCAUUCACAGUACCAGAUUGCACAGACCCAAUCAUGAAAACAACAGCUCCAUGUCUGCAAUUAGGCAGUGGAUGGGAACCCAGCCUGGAUGGAAGAAGCCUAGAUGAUGAGACACUAUUGGUGAGCUUUAACCCAGCAAUGGAGUCAACCAAUUACUUCAUCCAUGUGACCAGCUUUGAAAAAGAUGGAAUAGAAUGUAAAAAGGCCACAGAGAAAAUCUCAGAGAAGGAGUUGCAGCAGCCAAUGAACGUCACAGUCAAACUAGAGAGAAACUUGAAGAUUUGUUGCAAAUACACGGUGCAGAUUCAACCAUUCUUUGCACGUUGUGCCACAGAUUGUAUAAGGCAUUCCAUUUCCAUCCCAUGUCUCCCUACUCCCUUGCCUUACGGGACAACAGAGGAAGUUGAUAAUCUUUCUGUGGUGUUGCCCUGGGGCCUCACUCUCAUCUGCAUUUUAAUAGUUGGAUCAGCUGUCGCUUCAGUAAUUUGGCUUGCUCGAAGGCAAAAAGCAACACAUUCAGGAACAAGCAGUAGUGAUGGUACCCACCAUGAACUGCUGCGCAUGUCACAGUCUCCUCCACCCCUGAAGCCUCGUAAGGUUUGGAUUGUGUAUUCUGCUGAUCACAAGCUCUAUGUAGACAUUGUGAUGAAGUUUGCUCAGUUCAUGAUCACAGUCUGUGGUACUGAGGUGGUCCUAGACUUGCUGGAUGAACGUCAAAUAUCAGAGAUGGGGGCUGUGCGCUGGCUGACACGGCAAAAACAGGAAAUGGAAGCACUCUCUUCAAAGAUCAUCAUCUUGUGUUCCCGGGGUACUCGAGCCAAGUGGCAGGCCAUGCUUGGGCGUGAGGAGUUAACUGUAUCUCUCAAGCAAGAUAACCUGCUACCAAUAGGGGAUAUGUUCACUCCAGCAUUGAAUCUGAUUCUGCCAGACUUUAAGCAGCCAGCUUGUUUUGGCAUGUACCUAGUCUGUUACUUUGAGGGCAUAAGCAGUGAAAGAGAUAUUCCAGAUCCAUUCAACGUCACCUCCAAGUACCAACUGAUGGACAAGUUUGAGGAAGUUUACUUCCUGAUUCAGGAUCUGGAGAAAUUUGAACCAGGGAGAAUACAUCAGAUUCCAGAGAUCUCACCUGAGAACUAUGCUGAAAGCUUCAGUGGGAGACAACUGAAGGAGGCAGUGGAGAAGUUCCAGAAAUGGCAGACUGAGCACCCUGAUUGGUUUAAGAGAGAGAAUGACUGCCCUGAGUAUGAAGAUGACCUUCAGUCUCUGAAUGGGGAUCUCUCUGAGGAAUUAAUACCGACUGAGGGAGGAAUUCUGAAACGGCAACUGCUACCACAGGAACCUGAUCCCAAUAGCUGUUGCUUGGUCAACCUCUUAGUCAAUGAAGAUGAGUUGGGAGCUUGUAGGCUGUUACCCCAGCUACUAUCACAAGAGGAUCUAGCAUUCCAGACCCUGGUUGUUGCUGCUGAUGACUGCUCCCAGGUUCAGGUAGUAAUGCCCGUUGCCCUUACAGAAGAGACAGAGAUACUUAGCCAUCAACUGCUGACCAAUGAAGAUUGGCAAGAAAGAAUGCCCAUGAUGAAAAGUAGCACCCCCAGGAGAAACAAUGUCAUCCUUCAAGAAGAUCUGUCCUCAAACCCCCACCCCUUGCCAUUUGAUGUGAAGCAGCAGCUGGAGAGCUUAAUGUACUCUCUCUAUCAACAAAGCAUUUCGCCCUCUGAAUCACCUCUCUGCCAAGAAGAUGUUAAUGAGCAACAGCAGCUGGUUUUUGAUGAGUCUUGCAAAGAUCAAAGACAGUCGGUGCAGUCAGACCAGGGUUACAUUUCCAGGUGUUCCCCUUUGCCUUCCGACAGCCCCCUGGAGGAAGAAGAAGAGCAAGGGCAGGAAGGACAUGGGUCUGCUCAACACCUCUCCCCAGAUGUCUUGGACAGUCUAAAAAGUCUUCAGCAGCAGCUGCUUUUUCAGAAUAUUCAGCAGCACUUUAGCUAGGAUCACAUGGUAGGAUGGCUGACUAUGCCCCAUACUUCUACCCAGAACCUGUUCUGUUUUGCCAAAAAAGAAGUGACUGAUGGUUAGAAUGCAAACAAUUUCAGACAUCCUUCCUCAGGCAAUCUUGGGCACACAUUUUUGUGAAGUCUAAUGCGUAGAAGAGCUGACAGCAGAAAUUUGGCAGCUUGGCUCACCUGUCUGCCCAGCCAACCUGCUGCAUAUACUUGAGCAUUCUUGUGCUCCAGUAAUCUCCCUGUAAAUGGAGGUAGAUACC